AUGUUUGUUUCGCAUUUGCUUUCAGAAGAUAAUAUCUGUCAACCAUGUAAAGAACCCGAUACAUUCGAAGGUCUUGUAGACAGCUUUUGCCGUGCCGGGGCAGUGUUCCGUGUAACGGUGGACAGUGUGAACGCAGAAAAUGGCUACCUACGAGUGAAUUUCAUGCGGAAGAAGCGAGCGUACAAACGUGGUUCGCUGGUGAAGAAACAGAUCCGAAAAUUAGCUGGUUACAUUCCGGUGACCAACAAAUGCGACUGUGCUAAGAACAAUGCUUCUUUGAUCGCUCCAAAGAAGAGGCUUCUAGUGAUGGGCCGCAUGGAGCAAGAUAAAUUCCUUCUUUUUUUCGUUAGUCCAUAUCAGAGAAAAUCGGAAGGUUUCCGAGCGGCGACGAAAAUGUGGAAGAAAGAUAACCCAUGCAAAUCGUGGGCCAUACCGGAUGUGUAUAACCGGGACAAGACAGAGAAAAAGGAGAAGAACAAAACGGAUAAAAAGAGGAACAGGAACGACAAGAAGAAUCGCAAGAAGAAGAAGAAGAGGAGGAAGAAGAAGGGAUCGAAGAAGAGGAACAAGGAUAGAAAGAAGUCGAAAAAAGGCAAUGAAGUAUCUCCUCCCUCUCAGUGAUCUGAAGUCGACAUUUUAUAAUGGGGGUCCAUCAAGUUGAGUUACAUGUAUGUGUAUACAUAUAUGUGUAUAUGAUGUAUGUAUCUGUGCAAUUACAUACAUAUAUAUACACAUAUACAUAUAUAUAUAUAAAUACAGAUGUACAUAUACACAUAUACA
Molecule: messenger RNA, 780 nt
Organism: Octopus sinensis (East Asian common octopus)
Lineage: Eukaryota; Metazoa; Mollusca; Cephalopoda; Octopoda; Octopodidae
Product: protein PXR1
Exons: 2
Coding region: 1-621 (206 amino acids)
Molecular function (GO): protein binding
Source: RefSeq, a predicted model, not a curated record